Oryza brachyantha (malo sina) is the source of this 1768-nucleotide messenger RNA. Its product is annotated as 50S ribosomal protein L1. The record is from RefSeq and is a predicted model, not a curated record. Lineage: Eukaryota; Viridiplantae; Streptophyta; Magnoliopsida; Poales; Poaceae. Bases 25 to 1266 code for a protein of 413 amino acids. Gene Ontology annotation, molecular function: structural constituent of ribosome; RNA binding. Gene Ontology annotation, cellular component: large ribosomal subunit. Gene Ontology annotation, biological process: translation. The transcript has 10 exons.
CCAGCCGCCGCCGCCGCCACAGCCAUGGCUCACCUCCGCCUCCUCCUCUCCCACUCGGCCCGCCGCCACACGCGGCCGUGCAGUCUCCUCUCGCUCCUCCGCUUCUCGUCUGACUCCGGUUCCGGUACCGGCCCAACGCCGCCGCCGCCUCCUGUCAAGCCCGUCUCGUACGCCCCGAAGCCGCAGUCCACGGCCGAGGAGGCCCCCGCCGCCGCGGAGGACGCGGCCCCGAGCGAUGGCCCCGUCUCUCAGCCCCCGCCGCCGAGGAGAUCGCAGGAGCCGCCGCAGCGGCAGUGGACGCGGGAGGAGUUGCGGUUCGUGAAGGACGCGGUGCCCGCGGUCACGCCGGUGUCGUACCCCGCCAGGGUCGCGCCGCUUCCAGAGGACUGGCCGGCGGAGGAGGUGCCCCAGGAGGGGCCGGCGGAGGAGGGGCUGCGGGGCGAGGCCGAGCGGAUCGAGAUGGAGGCCACCCGGGGCAGGAGGAGCUUCUUCGGGAUGCAGGUGGAAGAGGAGCAGGUGCCCUACCCGACGCUCAUACCGGUGGAGAAGCGACCGCAGAAGGUCGCCAUUGAUCUAGUCGACGCCAUCCGCGAAAUCAAGACCAGUGCAGAUGAAAAGAAGCGGAAUUUUACUGAAACAGUUGAAGCCCAUGUGAUGUUAGGUGUUGAUCCACGUCGUGGUGACCAGAUGGUGCGUGGUGCGCUAACUUUGCCUCAUGGCACUGGCAAGACUGUUAGGGUAGCGGUAUUUGCGGAAGGCCCUGCAGCAGAUGAAGCUAGAGCAGCUGGAGCCGAUGUUGUUGGUGGUGAUGAGCUGAUUGAGGAGAUCCGCACAGGAGGUGGCAAACUGAGCUUUGACAAGUGCAUUGCAACCCCUAUGUUCAUGCCUCGUCUUUCGAAGGUUGCUAGAAUAUUGGGUCCACGUGGUUUGAUGCCAAAUCCUAAGCUAGGAUCUGUGACAAAUGAUGUUUCUGGUGCUGUCAAAGCGGCAAAAUCAGGCCGGGUCGAUUUCAAAAUAGAUAAAACAGCUAUAGUGCAUGUUGGUCUUGGGAAGGUAAAUUUUUCUGAUGAGAGUUUGCGUGAAAAUAUUGGUGCUUUUGUACAUGCACUCCUACUGGCUAAGCCGGUGGGAUUAAAGAAAACUUCAAAGUAUGUUGGGUACGUGAAGAAGUUCACAUUGAGUAGCACGAUGGGGCCUGGAUUUCCUGUAACCAUACCAUCAUUAUCUGCGGCAGCUGAUCAUUAUAACAAGGUCCAAGCCAGCUAACUCAAUAUAAUCACAAGUUAAACGAACCUUUCUUUUUUGCACUAGUGAACAGAGGCUUUGCAAGUUUUGGACGGUUUGGUGGUGGAGCAUAGAGACCUAGCGCAGUUAGAUAGAUGGCUGUUUUUGACACUGGGAUGAUGAUUUUGUGGACCAAAAACCUUCAAGAGACAGUAUCUCCUUCAAUCUCUUCCCCCAUGCAAUAGGGGAUUCUCUGUCCUCUGCUCUCAGCAAAUAUUUGAUUGCGUUAGCUGGGCCAUCUGUGUCAUUUACGGUGUUCUGCGUUUUGUUGUAAGAAAUGUAAUCUUGAGUUCAUUGCUAAACAAGAUUAUAGUUCUAGCAUUUUCGAGAUGAUAAUAAUGGUUGAGAUACUGUAUCCUGUGAUCCAAAUUCAACAGAAUGGCACUCGAAUCGAAGGGCCAUGAUCUUCAGCCGUGACCAUAAAAAGCGAACCAGUUUCAGUUUGUUGGGCCUUUUCAGUGGUAGAGUCAUCUUUUCGUUUCUG